AAUGCCACCGAAAAAGUUAAAAUCAUAUUGGGGAAAAUCACCUGCCAUUGAUUUCCUGAGUUAUCCUAGCAAUAUUCAUACUGUUGAUGACAAAAGGAGUAUCCUGAUGAUUGGGGCUAAUGAUAUAAGGCACAUUUUAAAAACUGUAUCUCAGAGGUUUAAAUACGAAAAUUCUCCAAAGAUAAAUUUUUAUGUCCUUGAGGAAGAGGCUAGUUUAUACGCAAGAUUUAUUCUAUUAUUAUGCAUUGCUACGGAAAAAACUAAACGUUUUGGUCUUCAGCAAAAAGCCGAAUUUCUAUUGGAAAUCUGGGGAAAUAGCUUUAUAAGGGUAGAAACUCUAGAAUAUGUACAAAAGAUGAGUCAAUAUAUUAAAAAGUUCGUUGGUGACGUCUCUGGUCUAAAAUCAUCUAUUCCCUUUCUUGAUAAUUCUCAGCUAACAAUGAGAGAGAGAGAUGAAAUUUACGACGAAUUUCAUUCAUGGUCAAAACCGGUAACUGGAAAGGAAUUUGAUAUAAGGAAUUCUUGGGAUGAAAGAUUAAGAUCUUUACUAGGUGUAAGAUACGAUUCAAAGACAGGAGUAUUCGACUGGGAUUAUCAAAUGAGACUAGCUCAAAGAGGAAGAGCCUCCAUUAUCACAUCCCACAAAUACAAUAGAUGGAGAUUGGACGGAAUGGCUUAUUCCUUGAGAAAUGCCGAUUACAACCAACCGAACGUGACUUUAUGCACUAAAAUCCCCUUUGAGCGAAAUAAGGUUUUCCAAGAGAUGAAAGUCUAUUUAGGCGACAUUGUUCAUUCUCCAUUUGUAUCCUUUGGAAUGGAAUGCGAUGACAAAGAACUAUACAAAACUGCAAACAACGUUCACAUUAAUAAUGGGGAAGAUAUUGCAAAGUAUAACGCCUUGAGUAUGCUAUAUAGUAUAGAACACGGUAAAGCUUUCGAUAAGAGUAUAACUGAGGAAGAUAACACCAAAAUAAUGGAAGUUAUUGAAGAGGAUGAGGAGGAGGCCAAUGAACUUUUAGCGUCAUCGCCUUGGGAGAUGCCUUUCGAGCCGCUAUCAUUGGAUGGAAUAACCGUAUCGUUCCUACCCUGUAAAGCCAUUAAAGAUUUACACAAGAAAAGGAAAUACGAGCACUUUUUCGAUGAUGUGUUCGUCAAUAAAGACUUUUUAAAGGAUAUCACCGAAGAUUUUUGUAAAACAUUAAAACCAUCAGCAAACCUAACAGUUGAUACGGCAAAAUAUGACGCAUCGAAAACAAACGAGAACGUUAGUGAAAUAUACGACAAAUUAAUCGACAAUAUUAAAAUAUUGAACUUUGAGGUGUCAUUGAAUGAUAAGGAUACUGAUUUCAUUCGAGCAGUUUUCAAAGACAGAUAA
Dimorphilus gyrociliatus is the source of this 1375-nucleotide messenger RNA. The record is from the annotation of a GenBank genome assembly. Lineage: Eukaryota; Metazoa; Annelida; Polychaeta; Dinophilidae.